AAGUGUGACAGUGGUGGCUCUGAGUGGAACCCACAGCUCGGAGCCUGCAUUGGGCGCCAGUGACCCCGCGCAGCGCCCUCGCCCGCACGGACCUGCCGCCCUUUAACAGGGGUCAACCCCGGGGUCGGCGGUGACCACGGCGCUUUAUACCGGACUCCCCGGAAGGGUCUGCUCGGAAAGAACAGGGUCUAGAAAGCGGCAGUGUUUCUAAAAUAAGAUCACUUCUCCUGAGUACGUCAUUUUUUUCCCCCUUUGUGGUUAGGACCGUGUACAGUUCCCUGCGUCUCUGGUGGUUUACCUAAGCCUACGAAUAUCACCUUCUUUUCCAUAAACAUGAGGAAUAUCCUACAGUGGAGUCCGCCAGAGGGUCUACAAGAAGCUGAACUUACUUACACUGUGCAGUAUUUCAUCAGAUAUGGGCAAAAAAAAUGGCUGAAUAAAUCCGAAUGUAGAAAUAUCAAUAGGACCUGCUGUGAUCUCUCUGUGGAAACUUCCGAUUAUGAACAUCAAUAUUAUGCCAAAGUUAAGGCCAUUUGGGAAACGAAUUGUUCCAAAUGGGCAGAAACCGGACGAUUCUAUCCAUUCUUAGAGACACAAAUUGGCCCACCAGAAGUUGCUUUAUCUACAGAUGAGAAAUCAAUUUCUAUUGUUCUGACGGCUCCAGAGAAGUGGAAGAGAAAUCCAGAAGAAAGUUCUAUUUCCAUGCAACAAAUUUACUCUAACCUGAAGUACAACGUGUCCGUAUAUAAUGCUAAGUCUAAUAGAACGUGGUCCCAGUGUGUGACCAACCGCACGCUGGUGCUCAGCUGGCUGGAGCCAGACACCCUGUACUGCGUGCGUGUGGAGACCUUUGUCCCAGGGCCCCCUCGCCUUGCUCAGCCUUCUGAGAAGCAGUGUGUCCGUACUCAGAAAGAUCAAACAUCAGCAUUGAAGGUUAAAAUCAUCUUCUGGUAUGUUUUGCCCAUAUCUGUUGCCGUGUUUAUUUUUUCUGUGAUGGGCUACUCCAUGUACAGAUAUAUCCAUGUUGGCAAAGAGAAACACCCAGCAAAUUUGAUUUUGAUUUAUGGAAAUGAAUUUGACAAAAGAUUCUUUGUACCUGCUGAAAAAAUUGUGAUUAAUUUUAUCACCCUCAAUAUUUUGGAGGAUUCUAAAAUUUCUCAUAAGGAUAUGAGACACGUAGUGGAAAAAAGCGACGCUGGGUCGGACGGGGAUGAGCCCAGUGGGGACCAGCGGCCGCGUCAGGUGGAAAUGGAGGUGAAACACUUAGGGUAUGCUUCACAUCUGGUGGACAUUUCCUGCGACUCUGGGGAAAGCACCCAGGGCACUUCCCUAACCCAGCAAGGGUCACCAGGCAGAGCAAUACCCACCGAGAAGGCAGUUGUUGAAUACGAAUAUGAUGUAAGAGCUGCCGACGUUUGUGUGGGGCCUGGCGGCCCUGAGCUCAAUUUGCAGGAGAAGGUGUCCCUACAAGGAACAUUCUUUGAGCAACAGGCUGCUUUGGCAGACGUGAGCCCCCAGGCACCACUGUAUUCGUAUGCCCCUCAGCUCCGAGACCUGGACCAGUUGCUGCAGGAGCACGUGGGCACAGAAGAGGAGCGCAAGGAAGAGCCGUCGACCACACUGGUGGAUUGGGACCCUCAGACCGGCAGGCUGUGCAUACCGUCCUUCCCUAGCUUUGAACAUGGCUCAGAGGGAGGCAAGCAGCCUGAGUCCAAGGAGCUCGUGGAGGAGGGCCUUUUGUCUAGACUGUAUGAGGAGCAGGCUCCAGACAAGCCAUCGGAAGACAAUGAAACCGACCUCCUGAAAUUUAUGGAGGAAUGGGGACUCUAUGUGCAGAUGGAAGACUGACACCCAAACUUCCCUUUGCCACACCCCUACUGUUACAAGGCACAUGGGUGCAAACGUAUAAGGGACUGAAAAAUAAAGUAUGUGGGAUAAAAGAAAUUUGA
Neofelis nebulosa (Clouded leopard) is the source of this 1949-nucleotide messenger RNA. It is a transcript of the gene IL20RA, whose product is annotated as interleukin 20 receptor subunit alpha. The coding region runs from base 334 to 1848 and encodes 504 amino acids. The record is from RefSeq and is a predicted model, not a curated record. Gene Ontology annotation, molecular function: interleukin-20 binding. NCBI's taxonomy places the organism in Eukaryota, Metazoa, Chordata, Mammalia, Carnivora, Felidae. The transcript has 7 exons.